This is a messenger RNA of Scleropages formosus (Asian bonytongue), 2410 nucleotides long. Its product is annotated as disintegrin and metalloproteinase domain-containing protein 10. Gene Ontology annotation, molecular function: metalloendopeptidase activity. The record is from RefSeq and is a predicted model, not a curated record. Gene Ontology annotation, cellular component: plasma membrane. Bases 65 to 2167 code for a protein of 700 amino acids. The transcript is spliced from 15 exons. Gene Ontology annotation, biological process: Notch signaling pathway; membrane protein ectodomain proteolysis. NCBI's taxonomy places the organism in Eukaryota, Metazoa, Chordata, Actinopteri, Osteoglossiformes, Osteoglossidae.
ACUCUCAUUCCGAUCUGUAAAGCGUACAGGUACAACAUCUGGUGAGCAGGACAGCUGCAAAGACAUGAACAUCCUCUGUUAUGGGCUUCUGGUGUUCCUGUUGUAUCCCGGUCUGCCAGACGCAGGGGCUUUGGUUGCCAUUUGUCCAUUUAUAAGGCAUUAUGAAGAGCUGUCAUAUGACAGGGAAGCCGUGCACCAGCAACACGAGCGGUUCCGGCGAGAAAUACUCCCUCGGAGUCAUGUGGUAAUGCUGGACUUCAAAGCAUUUUACAGGACCUUCCGUUUACGUCUGAAACGAGACACAACAGAGUUUUCAGAUAAUUUCAAGAUACACAUAAGAAACGUAUCUAGGGUUGCAGACCUCUCUCACAUAUAUUCAGGACAUCUUGAAGGUGAAGAGGGAUCAUCGUGUUAUGGAUCAAUCAUUGAAGGCCAGUUUGAUGGCUUCAUCCAGACUGAAAAUGGAACAUAUUACAUAGAACCUCUUGACAGAUACUCCACCAGACCAUCAAGCAACCACUCGAUUAUUUACCACGGAGAUGACAUAGACUUGUCUCCUGUGGGGAGAAGCCACCAGGGCUUCUGCGGCAUGGAGCACCUGAAACACUUUGCCCAGAGCCUCGGCCAGGAGGAUGUCCCCGAGGGGGAACCUGUUUCCAGGUCAAAGAGGACAGUGGACUACUCUAAAACCACCUGUUACCUCUACCUUCAUGUCGACUACCUGUACUUCAAGAAGUUUGGCAGUGCGGAAGCUGUAAUCGCUCAGAUUGGCUCCUACAUGAAUGCGGUGAAUUAUAUCUAUAGCAAGGUAGACUUUGACGGCAUCCGACUGAUCAACUUCAAAGUGAAAUUCCUCAAUAUCAGUUCUGUAGAAGACCCCAGUAGUCUGCUCUCCCAAGCCUUCAUUGGCCCAGAGAAGCUGCUGAGCCUUUUCUCAGAGGAGAACUGGGAUGACUACUGCCUCUCGUACCUGCUGACCAACCGUGAUUUCAGCGGUGUGCUGGGAUUGGCUUGGAAUGGCAUGCAAGGAAACUUGGGAGGGAUCUGCUCCAAGGUUAUGAUCGUAAACGGAGGGAAAAUGACCCGGAACACAGGACUGAUCACGCUGCAGAAAUAUGGUGACCAGCUCACCCCCAGGCACAUCCAGCUCACCUUGGCCCAUGAGUUGGGUCACAGUCUUGGAGCUCCUCAUGAUGUGGGCUCAAACUGUGGGGACCAGGGGUCCACUGGAGACAAAGGGAGGUACCUUAUGUUCCCCUACGCCACAACCAUGAUCCGGGAGAACAACGACAAGUUCUCGCCCUGCAGCAUCAAGCACAUCAGUAGCCUGCUGAAAGUGAAGAAGGAUGAUUGCUUUGUGGUAAGCGAUCAGCCUAUCUGUGGAAAUUUCAUCGUGGAGGAAGGAGAGGAGUGUGACAUUGGCCACAAUGAAAGUGACCCAUGUUGCUACUCUGCCAACGAGCCAAGGACAAUCCAGUGUCGCCUGAAGCAUGGCAAGAUUUGCAGCCCCAGCCAGGGCAUGUGCUGCAGCCCCAGCUGUCUGUUCAAGCCAUACGGCAUCACCUGCGAGGACGAGUCUGAGUGUCGUUUUGCAAGCCAGUGCUCUGGAACCGCAGCUGCGUGUCCUACUCCGGGCCCCAAGCCCAACAUGACGACCUGCAGCUUGGAGACACGGGUGUGCUUUGCUGGGGAGUGUGUCCAGUCGCUGUGUGUGAAGUACGGACUGGAAUCCUGUGACUGCCUGUCAGAGUCCAUGACAGAGAAAUGCCACAUGUGCUGCCAGCAGCCCGGUGAACCGAACACCUGUGCAAGCACCAUGUCCUCGGUGCUCUCACAGUUCUUCCAGGGGAAACGUUUAGCACUAGUGGCUGGGACUCCCUGCUCGGACAAGCAGGGCUACUGUGAUAAAUUCCAUGCGUGUCGCUUGCUGGAUGCCGAUGGCCCCAUUGCAAGGCUCAAAAAUGCCUUCCUGCAUCUGGAUGGCUUUGAUGACCUUUCUGAGUGGAUGAAGGCUUACUGGUGGGCCAUCCUGCUGGCCAUCCUUGCUGUAUUUGCUGUGAUGGCUGGCACUGCCCUUUUGUGUGGACAGCCCUUAGAGGGGAUGGAAACGUAUGAGGCCCCGGUGGACCCAUUCUUUCCUGAAGACCCAUUUGCUCCUGGAGAAUGAAGAUGAAGCAUUCUGAUGCAUGCCAGAAAUGGUUGUGUUGAGCACAGCCUGAAGCACCACAAGCAGAAGGCCACUCUCUGAUGGCACAGGACAAUGUUCUGCGCCACUUUCACAUUUUGGGUCUUUUGUAAUUCUACUCUUUUGCAUGCAGUCCUUGUUUGGUCAUGUGCUUUCAGUCCUGCUGCUUAUUCUGUGAAAUGUCUAGCUAAAAAGAGUGCAUUUGGAGCUCCUCAUUUUUUUUCA